AUGAGUAAAGGAAGUGGUGCUAUUUUGAAAGCCAGUGGUCAUAUUAAUCAACAACAACAGACCACAGGUAAUCCCCGCGUUUCAUACUCAACAUCUUCUACUUUUACCACCACCACCACGACAACAGCUCUUUACAUUGCUGCAUUUGCAAAAGUAGACAUGAUUCUAGCCUCAUCCACACCUCCAACAUCUUCAUCAUCUACCGUGCUGGCAUGGUUGCAAAAGGAGCUUGCCCUGUAUGUAGAUCUUCAUCUCAUGUCAAUACCUGUGGACCUGACUGAAGCUAUGGACUGGCUUGCAAAACCUUUAGUGUGCCUGGCUCAUCGCUAUUUUCCUGAUCAAUUCCUCAACCUGUCUCAGCAACUCCAGAACCAUGCAACAACGCACAAAAAAGCACUGAAGGUGUUUGAGGAUCGUCUCCAUGUGGUUUAUAAUGAUGAUGAGGAUAUAUCCAGCUAUUUAACAUCCAUUCAAAAGGGACUUGUCCUGACAGAUGAUGCGACGCUCAGAGGCUUACACAUUCGAGAUAACCAAUCCACCACCACAAGCGAUUUUGAUUUGACCCUUGGUAUAUCCUUGACUCAAUUGUGGCAGCAAUGGACCGAACUUGCCAAGCAGGAAUCACUAAGCUCGACAACCACUACCACCACUACCACAGCCUCUACGCGAUCAUCGCCUUCACCUCCUCGCAUAGAGCCGAUGCAAAGCCGAGAGUGUUGGGAAGACAUUGAAGCGAGCCUACAGCAAAUGCAGCCACAGUAUCAGUCGUUUCAGCAGGCUAUUAUCAACAAUACAGACAUACCUCCCGAUCUUGCUGUACGCAUCUCUGCUAUCGAUGCAACGCAUGCAGCUCUCUCCGCUCAAAUGCAAAGGCCAACCAUUGAAUUUGCUACUACAGUCGCCUAUAUCCGCAAUGAACUGGAGUUUAUCCAAGCCAAAAUGCUGAAAACAACCACCACAGAUGCAGGUAUCCAUGAUUUGGAAGUGAGAUCAACCAAAGUGGGCACCCUCAUUGAUCAUUUGGUGCGCUAUGAUAUGGAUGAUGGCCAGCACCAGCACUACCAGGCUCUGUUACACAAGUACCAGCUUAUCGUGUCUUGGGUCGACGAUGUGCGCGUGUGGUUUGUGGAGGCCGAGCGUAUUCGUGGGUGGAUUGAGCAGCGUAUACAGUUGCUGGAGGCAAAGCAGUCGCUGAAUGCGCUUGAGGAGGUGGAGUACGACUACACGCCAGAACAAAUCGACCAGUGGAACAAGGAGCAUGAUCUGCUGCAGAAGGAAGUGGAGGCAUUUGAUGCUCAGGACAUGACGAGACUGAGGGCGCAUGUCAAGCAACUUACCUCGACACAUAAGGAUCUCAGUCCUGCCGACACCACCACCAUUGAAAUCACCUUUACCACACUGACCACACUGGAUCGACUGAUGCAUCUGCUACGACGCCAUGCCUAUGAACUGCAAAUGCUGACGCUGCGUAUGGCCUGGGAGCAAUCGUACCAUGUGACGGUAGCGUGGGUGCGAUCUGUAGCCGAGCAAGUCAAGCAAUUUGUACAUGAUAAGGCGAGAUGGAGGGCUAAUGACGACCACGUACAGCAGCAGCGGCAGCAGCAAGACAAGAACAGCAUUAUCAGCACCUUGAUUCAGUUUGAACAACAGUCAGCUCACUUUGAUCAAGGCCAAUUCACCAGCACGGUCAAUCUCUAUCAGGACAUGGACGAUGCGUGUCAUAUUGAACUGCCCUCUCAUUUGGAAUCGAGACAGGUGGCUAUUGAGGAAGGGUUUGAGGAGUUGACACAUCGCAUUUCGUUUGCAAGGCAAGUGGUGGAGCAAUAUCUCGUGGUCACUGAUUUCCUGGCUAAAGCGGAUCAGCUCAAGAACGAAGGCGAGACUUUGAGACAAGAGAUUGUGUCUGCCGAUGUGUCUGCUGUAUCCACGACAGAACUGAGUGAGAAGGUAAUGCUUUUUCAGGAGAACACUGUGCGACUGGUGACGGGUGUGGCUGCCCGUGUUCCUUAUCCCGAGGCCACACAUCCAUCAGACCAGCAAGGCAAUGAUGAUGCUAAUGAGAUGAUUCGCAUGGUUAUUGGAUCACGGAAAUCUGCACUGGUCUUGUUUGGCGAGGCUUUGGACCAAAGCCUGAGUGCGUUGAGAAGAGCAUUGCAGUUGCAAAAGAGGGCCAAGCAGUUGCAAGAUGAAAUGGCACGAUUGGGUGGUUGGGUGGAUGAACGUCUCAAGGCGAUGAGCAGGUCGAAGGUGGAUGUGUUUGUUGCUGGUAAAUGUGCACUGGAUGAUACGGAUUUGGCUCGCUUAAUCAAGGAGCGUGAUGGUCAAGUGGCCAAGCUGAAGGGUAUCAAGGAGAACGAGUACAAGAAGUUGCAAGAGAACAUAGCGGCUGUGCAGCAAUCAUCUGUCUCUCAGCAUAAUGUCAUUUCGACUCAGGUCUCUGCAUUGCAGGAUGGCAUGGGCACUCUGGGUGACCAAUUGGAUGUGUUGGAGGAAGCACUCAAGCUGCAUAGCUCUAGAUUAGCCAUCCUGAGUCGCCGUAUCUCUUGGGAAACACAGCACGCCAUGGCUUCUGUGUGGAUAUCCAACCAUAUCUUUGCUGUAUGGGAUUUCGUUUCUCGUAAAGCACAAUGGAGAGUGUCCACCAUGAUGGAUCUGGGAGAAGAGGAAAAGGAGACACAUCAAAUUGGCGGUCAUUGGCGAUCUCAAGUACAACUGGAAUGCGAUGAUUUGGUCAGCAAGAUACAGGCGUUUUAUACUGAGCAGCUAAAACCUGUAAAAGAUGUAUACAACGAGUUACUGAGUGAUUUUGGUAAGCAGGUUUAUAAUGACAAGAGUAUAAAUUUGUUACUGAUGUAUGUUGCACGGGUAGAAUCAUCGCAAUCAGCAGAAGCAACGACAGCUAUAGAGUAUGUGCAGCGUCGUCAGGAUACGUUGAACCAAAGCUACCAAAACAUCAAUGACCUGAUCCACUACGCCCAGCAAGUGCUAGAACAACAUGAGGUAUUGACUGACUUUACGCGUCAAGUGGGUGAGUUGCAGACCAAAGGACAGCAAAUAAAGAUCGAUAUUCAACAAGCCAUGGGUACCGUGAUGCACAUGGGCAACAAUCACCACUUCAAAGAAGCUGUGCAGGCGUAUAGUCAAGCAGUGAUGCACCUGUGGGUGCAAACUGGCUCUCAGCUCCCCUAUCCAGUGUGCCCUGAAGAUGCUCGUACAACGCGCCCCUCUACCAACGAUGAUGAGAUAUCAACAGAAGUAGCUACUGCUGUCUACAAGGCGUACACUGACUUGCAAGCACUAUCCAAUACACUAUCUGACAUGGUGCAGCGCUUGGAUGUUGGCUUGAUGUAUCGCGUGCAACUAGACCAAUGGUGUCUACAAGUGCAACACACCACGACCAAUAUCACCGACAUGACGACCACCAUCACCUCGUACAGCUUUGAUCUGACAACUGGCACCAUGACACAGCAUAGUAACGUAGUGGAUCAAGGCAAGCAGCUUGAGCAUGAAUUGCAAAUACAAUGCCACCAUUGCUAUAAAGACGUGAAUCACAUCAAACAACAGCUUAGUGAAAUACAGGACGCCAUGGCAACGGAUGACUGCGAUAUGCUGGAUCUUUCCAUCACAGAGAAACCACUUGCUUUGUUGGAAGAGUCUUGCCACGCGCUGAAUCAGUCCAUGCUUGAUUUCACGCGACAUUUACAAGUAUGCGAGGACCGUGCUCAAUGGCAUGGGAUGUGGCUGCAUCAAUCUCAAACAUUACAUGGUUUGCAAGAAGCUAUGCUGGAAUGGAUGAAUCAGAAGGCUUGGUGGAUCUCUACGUUUGAUGGUGAAGGAGGAAGCAACGACACAUUGCUGACAUUGACCAAACAACUGCGCGUGUGUCAUCUUGUGCUGCAAGAUUGCAUAGCAGACCAGGAUGGUCUUAAGAGCAGCUACAAUGCACUCGCAGACUCAUUCAAAGCGGCUACUGGCACUGCUCUGGAAGACACACAGCAAAACAACGUCCUCCAUCUGUCUACCAAGCUACAAGAGACGAUGACGAUGCAAUUGGAUGAUAUUCAGCAAAUACAGGAACGUCAUGAUUGGGCUUCCCAUGUGGAUGAAGAAUUAAAAGCAUGUGCCAACCAGGAACUGGCAACUGAAACCUUCAUUCAACUGUAUGCGCGUUGGUCUCCUUCUACUAGUGCAAACCACGAGAAUCUGGCAGACAAGGUGGACAAGCUGCAUCAAGCGACAGCGGGUCAUAUUUUAGCGAUGGAUACACUGCUCAAUCAAGUUAUUCAGCAACAGACUGAGCCCAUCUUUCGUCGCAAGGCCCAUCUGCAAAGUACAAAGCACAGCCUUGAACAGCAGGAUUUGUUUUUGGACAAGGUGAUGGAACAGCAAAAGGCAUUGUGUGCCAUUCUCCAUGAAAUCAACCAGGUGGAAUCACUGGCAGAAUCCAAGAAAUCAGUGUUGCUGUCCUUGGCUCAGCCAUCAUCUCAUGACGUGCAAGAGUACAAGCAGCGCGUGGAUCAAGUUCAUGCGCUGAUUGACAAGACCAUGGUUUAUCCUGUGCGCCAUUAUCGAGACCACAACCCUCGUGCGCGCGAAGCAGAUGCAAGCCAUAAUGCUGGACUGCAAGAUAUGCUCAAGGCGCGUCAAUCUCGACUGAUAGAACUGGGGUCUACGCUGGAGUCUAUUAUCAAAUCCAAGGAGAGACUGUCCCGUCGCAAGGCUGCUGAGGCGUCUUAUUUUGCAGAGGCUCAUGUGGUGGAUGAAUGGAUUGAUGCCAAGCACAGAGCAUUGAGUGAAGAGAAGGAGAGCUUGAAAUUGGCUGUGGCUCACAUCAAUGGAUUGCAGUCUGCCAUCAACAAUUACACGACAUCCGUCCAUGGCCUGCAAGUGGCUGCCAACAAGUGCAUUGCCGUUAUUCAGCAACAACAAGGAGACGAUGAUGUGGAUGAUACAGCUCAGAGUGUGCAGCGUAUUCAUGACAAGCAGGCCUACAUUGAUAUCAAGUGGCGUCAGUUGGAGGAUACCAUUGCCAAAGUGCAGCAUCAGCGUCAACAAGAGUUGCAGCACCAGGAGUUCAUGAGUCUGUUGCAUGCAUUCAAUACACAGUGCGACAAGCUGCAAGAGGCUUUGCAGCAAGACAUGGACCAGAUCACAGAGUCCGUGUGCACGCAAUGGCAGGAUGAACUACAAGCAUUGAAUACAAAGCUAUCCGAGCUUAAAUUGCAAGCACAGAGGCCUGACGACGUGACAGAUGCAGCUGCUCAUUAUGAUGGUUUGAAGGAGCAAGUGCAACAAAGAUCCACAGAAGCCAAUCAUUACCGUCUGAAGCAAGAGUAUGCUGAAGGUGCUGCUGCUUUGGAAUCGCUGAUGAUUAGCGCACAAGAAGCUUUCAGUGUGCUACAACAAAAGCCGACGACCAUGCAGGGUGACGCUGAACAGGACAAGGCGCUUGUUGAAGAGAUCAAUGCGGAUUACGCCAGUUGUUGUCAGAUAUUGGAUCAAGAAAAGUACGAUGAACAGCGCUCCUUCUACCGCUUCUUGCAGCUGAACAAGGUGCAUGAUUUACACGCCAUUGAUGACCGUAAAUCACACCUGGAACAGCAGUGGAAGCACAUUCAGCAAGCGCUGGCUAGUUAUCAGCAACAGAACAUCAAGUCUUUGAUUCAAUGGCAAGAAUUGCACAGCAAAUUAAAUGACAUCAAGGACGAGGCUUUGGCAGGUGUGCUGGAUCGUUUGGAUCAUUUUCAAUUGUCGGAUGCGGUAUCGGUGCCUACUUGGCUGGAUCAAGAUGCUUCCUUGCUGGCCCUGUUGAGGCAUCGUGCUAAUGCUUGUCUGGAUAUCGCUGCUUCUCUAACUCAAGCAGACGACGAUAAGAAUAUGGCUCAAUUCAGGAAGAGAUACGACGAUUUAAUGCAACAGAUGGAUGCAGCUACCUUGUUGCUCUCAGAAAAGAGAAACCUGGCUCAGCAGCAUGUGGAUGUGAUUGAAUGCGAGCAGUUGGUGGCAUCCUUUUGCCAUCAACUUGCUGAAGAAGUGGAGGCCAUUCAAACUGAACGUGUGUCUGACACGACUAUGCCCGAUGCAACUAGUUUGGAAUCCCUGUACAAACAAGUUUCUACGUUUUACAUGACUCGAGAAACCACGCAACAAGCUUUCAAGCAUCAACUGAUGAGUAUUGAGUCUCGCAUUGACACUGUCUCCAAGAAAUACAAUGUGGACACCAGCCAGUUGCUUGAGGAGCUAAACACGGCCAUGUCUGAUCUAAACACGCAGUUAGCAGAUACAGCUCAAGUCAAUGAUGUGGUUCGUCGUGUACUGGGUCACAGCAAGAGCGCAGACAACAUCAAACUGUGGUUAGAGAACUGUCAAGCUGCUAUUGCUGAAUUGGAGGAGCAUCAGCACGAGUCGACUGCUUUGGAUUUAGCUGGCUUGACACAGAAGAUGAGCGAUUUUGAGAAGGUUAUGCAGUCCUUUUUGGACUUGUCUCAAGCAGUGGAGUCUGUUCCGUGCCACCAAGCUAUUGUGCACCACAUGGUAGAUGCCAUUGUUAAGCCAACCACUGCUGACAUCCAGGACCAGUGGCAAAAGACGCAGGCUGACUUGAAGGCAGUCGAAACCGAGAUUGAAAAGACUACGCGCGGUGUGGGUGUGGCUCGCAAGAUGAAGCACUUGAUGGCUUUGGUGGGUGAGACAAGGGAUUAUCUGGAUAGAACGCGACUGCAUGAUUAUGAUGCUCAAACGGAAGAAGGCUUAUCGGAUGAGGAGGACGAUGACAAGACGCAAGUAGCAACAGAUGAUGAAAAGAAGGAAGGAAAUGAGGACACAGACCCUACUACUACAUCAGUCGGCAAGAAAACUGCUGCACCAUUAUCGACAACGUUGCCUCGUCAAGGUGAAAUACAAGACAUCGAGAAACACUUGAAAGCCACCGAGUCAGAGAUGCUACCUCAAAUCGAGCAAGAGCUAGAAGAGCUGGAUCGCCUUAUGAAGGAGUUUAAUGCUGAUGUAACAUUUACAAGACAACAUGCCGAGCUCAAGGCAUCUGUCCAUAGCUUACAAGAGAUGUUUGCUACCAAAUACAGCACGCUGAACAAGUGUAUGGCUAUUGGCGUAUUUUUGAGCACAGCAGAUGAUAUCGAAAUCUUGCAAAGCUCGCUGGAAGAAGCUGUCAGUCAAUCAGCACCACACCAUUCCUUGAUAGGCACAUUGAGUCGCACUGAUUUACAGGCAAAACUGAUCGAGUUGGAUGCUCGGUUCAAAUACUAUGAACGCAAGAUUGUACCCAGUCUGACAUUAGCCCAGGAACAAGCCAAGGCAGUAGCUGAACUGACAGCCAAGGGAGGUGAAGCCGUGCAAGCACAGCUGCAAGACAUGGAUCGCAAAUGGGUCAGCAUUAAGAAACAGUUCAAGACGCGCAAGAUUGAGCUCAGUCGUACUAUUGACACCUCGCAGGAUAGUAAAGAUCAGCAUGCAAGAAUCAGAAAAUCAUCUUUGCCCACCAGAAAGGCAUCUUCUUUACUGCGCGAUCGCGCAGAUGUAGCAAGGCAGCGAUUGUCGCCCACAGCCAGCAGCACGUCGUCAUCCUCUUCAUCGUCUCGCACCACAAGCACCACCCGAUUGCCAUCCAGAUACUUGACUCCACCACCACCACAUCAACCUUCCAAAUCAGCGACACAUUUGAAAUCAAAAAGUACCCAUAAAGUUACAAAACCGCCUCUCAACAGCUACGUGGCAGAUCCAGACAACGACUUGGAUAUGGAGAUUGGCCGUAUUGUCAAUGAAACACCUUACCGAGUCAAGGUCAAGAUGGUACCUGGCGAAGUGGGUAGAUAUUGGUUUGGUAACUUGAAUCCCAAAUUGGCGUAUUGUCGCGUCCUCAAGAGUAAGAUGGUCAUGGUGCGGGUGGGUGGUGGAUGGACAGAAUUGUCACAGUUUUUGAGAGACCAUGCCUUGCUAGAAGGUGAUUUUAUACCAAGACAUCAGAAAAAGAAGACUACAGAUGCCGUGAUUCCAGAAGAAGAUGAACCAAAAUCACCAACAAUCCAAGAAGGAUUUAUUGAAACACAUCGACAACACCCUCCUCCUUCUAUGCAUCGUUCUGGUGUUGUUACUGGAUCCCCCAGCCAUUCAGCAUCCACGACUACUAGCGGAUACAAGGAUGGCGAUAAGUUCAUUGCAGUGGAUUCGCAUGGCAAUCAGUUGCAAGUGCAGAUGAGAAAAGCGCCUAACAAUUUCAUUCAUACCAGUAGCAGUAGUAGCACAACCAAUACCAGUGGCAGCAGCUUGAGUAAUCACAGUAGCCACCACUUGAAUGAUUAUACCAAGAGGCGUAUUGCUAGAAGAAAGGAAAAGAAGCCUGUUGCUAGCACAGCCACUGUCCCAUCAUUAUCUCAAUCAUCCUCGUCUAAAUAA
Messenger RNA from Mucor velutinosus, 8412 nucleotides. RefSeq names its product Glutamine synthetase. Gene Ontology annotation, molecular function: microtubule binding. The record is from RefSeq and is a predicted model, not a curated record. Lineage: Eukaryota; Fungi; Mucoromycota; Mucoromycetes; Mucorales; Mucoraceae. The coding region runs from base 1 to 8412 and encodes 2803 amino acids. The transcript has a single exon.